Chanos chanos (milkfish) is the source of this 2582-nucleotide messenger RNA. RefSeq names its product regulator of chromosome condensation 2 (gene rcc2). The record is from RefSeq and is a predicted model, not a curated record. The transcript is spliced from 13 exons. NCBI's taxonomy places the organism in Eukaryota, Metazoa, Chordata, Actinopteri, Gonorynchiformes, Chanidae. Gene Ontology annotation, cellular component: membrane. Bases 109 to 1596 code for a protein of 495 amino acids. Gene Ontology annotation, molecular function: small GTPase binding. Gene Ontology annotation, biological process: negative regulation of GTPase activity.
CACGUUUCCAAUAGCAAUUUAACAACGUUAGAUUAUUUAUUUCAGUUUCAACUGAAAGUGUCUUGAUAAGAGAAGUGAAAAAAGUUUUUCAUACAAAUCUCAUCUACAAUGCCCCGCAAGAAGGUGACAGAUGUUUCUGGGAAUGGAGGCUUGAAGAGGAAGAGGGGAGGUGGCAGGAAGAAAGACCGGGACUUCAGCAGUGAUGAUGAGUUUGAUGACUAUGAUCAGGAAAACACAAAGAAACCAGGGAAACCAGCAUCGAAGUCUGGCCUCCAACCAGUCACUGUGGCUGAGGACGUGAAGGAGAAGAUUAAACUUGAGGUUCCUAAAGUCAAAGGUCAGCUUCUCAUCUUUGGGGCCACCAACUGGGAUUUGAUUGGUCGUAAGGAAGUGCCAAAACAACAAGCGGCCUACAGGAAUCUGGGGCAGAAUCUGUGGGGGCCACACCGUUACGGCUGUCUGAAUGACGUGCAGGUGAGCAGUGUGGUGUCAGGACCCUGUGCAGCACACAGCUUGCUCAUCACAACCGAGGGAAAACUCUGGAGCUGGGGUCGCAAUGAGAAAGGGCAGUUGGGCCACGGUGACACCAAACGUCUGGAGGCUCCAAAGCUGAUCGAGGCCUUGGGGGAGGAGGUCAUCGUAGCUGCGGCUUGUGGGCGGAACCACACCCUUGCCUUAACGGAAAAUGGUGUGGUGUACUCGGUUGGAGAGAAUAAAUUGGGUCAACUCGGUCAGGGCAACCAGACAGAUGCUGUUCUCAGCCCAGCCCCAAUUCAGUACAAUGGGCAGCCUCUGGUGAAAGUGGCUUGCGGAGCAGAGUUCAGUAUGGUGGUGGACUGUAAGGGAAAUCUCUACUCCUUUGGCUGCCCAGAGUACGGCCAGUUAGGGCAUAACUCUGACGGGAAAUUCAUUGCUCGAGCUCAGCGCAUCGAGUUUGACUGCGAGCUGAUCCCGCGACGAGUGGCCAUCUUCAUCGAAAAAACGAAAGAUGGUCAAGUGAUGCCUGUGCCCAACGUCGUGGCUCGAGAUGUGGCCUGUGGUGCCAAUCACACUCUGGUGCUGGAUUCGCAGAAACGCGUGUUCUCCUGGGGUUUCGGGGGUUAUGGCCGUCUUGGCCACACGGAGCAGAAAGAUGAAAUGGUUCCUCGUUUGGUCAAGCUCUUUGACUUCCCUGGUCGUGGGGCAACCCAAAUAUACUGUGGAUAUCAGUGCUCGUUCGCUGUCAGUGAGACAGGUGGCUUGUUUUUCUGGGGUGUAACAAACACUUCUCGUGAGUCCACCAUGUACCCCAAAGCUGUGCAGGACCUCUGUGGCUGGAAGAUCCGUAGUCUGGCCUGUGGUAAGAGCAGUAUCAUCAUUGCAGCAGAUGAGAGCACCAUAAGCUGGGGUCCAUCUCCCACAUUUGGAGAGCUGGGAUAUGGUGAUAACAAACCCAAGUCCUCCACCACUGCUCAGGAGGUCAAAACUCUGGAUGGGGUUUAUUCAGAACAGGUGGUGAUGGGCUACUCACACUCGCUUGUUAUCGCCCGCCAAGAGACAGAGCAGGAGAAAGAAAGGCUCAAGAAGCUGCCAGAAUACAAUCCACGCACUCUCUGAUUGGAUAAGACCUCCUGACCAAUCCCUUGUUUUCUUCGGAGGCAUCUGAUUCCGUUCAGAAUGCGUCUGCUCACUAGGUCACAUGUGUAGAGUCAUGAUCGGGAUGGGUAUGGGUGGGAUGGGUUUUCAUUGAAAAAAACAUCGGGAAACAAACACAUCAAUUUGGACUGAACUGGGAAAGGAAGCUGCAAUAACUGAUCUGUGUGAGCUGGAACUCCUGGAUUGCAGGUGCUUUGCCACAUUGCACCUGUUACUUAUUUUACAGUAACUACAGCUGGGAGGGAACUGCACAAGUUUCCCCCCCAAGCACUUACUCGUCAUUCGAUUUUUACUCCUUCCUUCAACAUUCCAAAAGGACGUUUCAUUCAAUCAUUUUUUUGUGUGUCUGUAUUUCUUUCAAGUUGGCUUUGAUAACGGUUUGUUUUCUGUAUUUUCCAAAUAAUUGGUGCUACAUUAGUCUGAAUUGGACUCAUAGACAUGCAAGGGUCACUAAAAAGACCAACACUCCAUAUUUGUGCCUUUUUAGUGAUGUAUGUCCAUCUAUGGCUGAUUUUAUUUUCCAAAGACACACAUCAUUGUUUUUGUUCUGUUCUUUUGGGUCUCAAGGACUGUAGCAGUAUUUCUGUGUUUUCAGUGUAUGCAGUCAGUUCAUGCAAACAGGAUUUAAGAAAAAUUACUGUACCACCAUCCUGUGUUUGCCAUUGUCUGGAAUGUAGUUUCAUUCCCCUGUUUGCCAUCAUUAAAUACCUGUGUUUAAGUCUUUGUGUGAAGUCACGAGGUGUCUUCGUGCUGGAAUGUCGGCUAAACGAUUAGACACCUGAUUUUUGUAAACAUCACUGGGGAAAAAAAAUAAUCUUACGGUUUAUGUAUAGAUCCCUGAACUGUAUUUUGUUUUGAUGGGAUAUACUCGGGGAUCAAAAAGCCCAUUCCUUUUUCAAUUUCUAAAUUUUUUCAUGAAAAGUUAAAUAAAGGUUCUUGUAAAUUGG